This is a messenger RNA of Neocloeon triangulifer, 1781 nucleotides long. Its product is annotated as muscle, skeletal receptor tyrosine-protein kinase-like. Gene Ontology annotation, cellular component: signaling receptor complex; axon. The transcript is spliced from 7 exons. Gene Ontology annotation, biological process: cell surface receptor protein tyrosine kinase signaling pathway; positive regulation of kinase activity; cellular response to nerve growth factor stimulus. Gene Ontology annotation, molecular function: neurotrophin receptor activity; transmembrane receptor protein tyrosine kinase activity; ATP binding. Lineage: Eukaryota; Metazoa; Arthropoda; Insecta; Ephemeroptera; Baetidae. The record is from RefSeq and is a predicted model, not a curated record. Bases 114 to 1676 code for a protein of 520 amino acids.
AAGAGACGGGCCCGGAGAGCACAAGAGAGAGAAAGAUGCGUGUCAGUCAAAGAAAAUAGGGCCAACAGGAGAGUGAUGAGCUGCGGCCGGGUUCGCAGCGACUGGCCACGCCGAUGACACGGAACAAAAUUAGCAUCACCAUGGAGAACCAAGGCAGACAUAUUCGACGUGGCCAGUGCAACAAAAAAGGCCAGUGCAGCGCAAUUGAUAGGUCAGAGUGUCCAAAGCCGUGCGGUGAGGCGUCCUGCUCACGCUUCAAUGAGACGUUCAUAGAGUGCAUAUGUCCAGAUGGUAAUGGACCCUCCAAGGAUCUCGUUUGCAGUUCAAAUAAUGUCGUCAACAGAAACAGCUCGUUUGGUGCAAUUCGCAUCAAUGGAACUUCUUCGGUCAAGACCCAUCAAAAUCAGACCGGACCGCACGUGUCCAGAGCGUCUGACCCGUUUUCGACCGAAGUCGUGACUGCAGUGGCCGCCUCGGCUGUGCUGGCCGUCGUGGUCGUCGUUGGCCUUGCAAUUUACUUGUGCAAGCAGUGGCCAAACGAUAUUUUCAAGAGGCGGAAAAAACAGUCAAACGUGCCACUUCCACUAAACAAAAACGUGCUGAUGGCCCAAAGGUACGCAGCAAACCCCCAGUAUUCAACGUCAGUGCCCAUGCAGGAGAUGCCGAGUGCUCCUCCUGGCGUUCUGAUUAUCGAGCGGAGCAAGUUGAAUUUGGAGAAGGAGCUCGGCGAGGGCUGUUUCGGCAAAGUCUUCGAAGGUGACCUGCUCAACGAAGACGGGUCGUCAAGGGUCGCUAUCAAAAUGCUGAAAAGCAGUGCCAGUCGCGAGGCUGAGGAAGACUUCAUGCGAGAGGUCGAAGUCAUGAGUUCGUUCCACAACGACCACAUUCUAAACCUCAUUGGCAUUGUUCUCAGAGAUGGUUUGGGUGAGCCGUGGAUGGUGUUUGAGUUCAUGGCUCACGGCGACCUGGCCGACGUGCUGCGCGCCAAUUCGCACGCCCUGCGUCGUCCGACGCCGGGACUGCCACCGCUGGGUCCGGCGUCCCUGCACGCGAUUUCAAUGCAGGUGGCCUCGGGCAUGGCCUACCUGGCCGAGCAGCACUUUGUGCACCGCGACCUGGCGUGCAGAAACUGCCUGGUCGGCGACGGACUCGUCGUGAAAAUCGCCGACUUUGGCAUGAGUCGCGACGUCUACACGUGCGACUACUAUAAGGUCGGCGGCGCCCGACUCCUGCCCAUUCGCUGGAUGAGCCCUGAAAGUAUUUUGUACGGAAGGUACACUCUCGAGUCUGACGUCUGGUCGUUCGGAGUAGUUCUCUGGGAAAUCUUCAGUCUGGGCCGACAACCCUAUUACGGAUACACCAAUGAGGAGGUAGUCAAAUUAAUCCUCCAAGGAUCUCUGCUAACUCCGCCAUCGCUGUGUCCGCCCCUAGUGACGGAAAUAAUGCUGAAAUGCUGGCGCCGCGAGCCGAAAGACCGGAUAAAAUUCCCCGAAAUCAACUUUUGCCUGCAAACUGCGGCACCCCAAAACCGUCGCGCGCUCGAAGUCAAUUUACCUUUGCCGCCCGUCGGCCUGGAAGAGGUGCAAAUGUUGGACCAGGAUCAGUACCUGCUUCCAAUCCCAAUGCCCCCGCCAGAGUAUUUGCAAACGCUGCCCAAUAAUGAACACAAAUUCUAGUUUUUACAUUUUAAUCAUAUUUUAUUGUAUAACUAAAACUAAAUCACAGAUAUUGCUAAGGUGUAUAAAUUAAGUGCUAGAGAUUAAAUUUUUAAGCAAUGCAUC